Messenger RNA from Telopea speciosissima, 1494 nucleotides. Its product is annotated as citrate synthase, mitochondrial. NCBI's taxonomy places the organism in Eukaryota, Viridiplantae, Streptophyta, Magnoliopsida, Proteales, Proteaceae. The coding region runs from base 21 to 1436 and encodes 471 amino acids. The transcript is spliced from 19 exons. Gene Ontology annotation, cellular component: mitochondrial matrix. Gene Ontology annotation, biological process: carbohydrate metabolic process; citrate metabolic process; tricarboxylic acid cycle. The record is from RefSeq and is a predicted model, not a curated record.
CCACAAAGUUGUUUUGAGCAAUGGUUUUCUUCCGAAGCGUCUCCGCACUUUCGAAGCUCCGCUCUCAACUUGUUCAACGGUCUAAUCUGGCCAAUUCUGUUAGAUGGCUGCAAAUUCAGAGUUCUACCGAACUUGAUCUUCAAUCUCAGUUGAGGGAAAUGAUUCCAGAACAACAGGAGCGCCUAAAGAAGUUGAGAUCAGAAUAUGGAAAAGUUCAACUUGGGAACAUUACCGUUGACAUGGUAAUUGGUGGAAUGAGAGGAAUGACAGGAUUGCUGUGGGAGACUUCGUUACUUGACCCAGAUGAGGGAAUUCGCUUUAGGGGCCUUUCUAUUCCUGAAUGCCAGAAACUAUUACCAACUGCAGUAUCUGGUGGUGAGCCAUUGCCAGAGGGCCUCCUAUGGCUUCUUCUGACUGGAAAGGUACCAACCAAAGAGCAAGUAGAUGCAUUAUCUAAGGAAUUGCGAAGUCGUGCCACAGUUCCAGAUUAUGUGUAUAAAGCCAUUGAUGCUCUCCCUGUAACUUCUCACCCCAUGACCCAAUUUGCAUCAGGUGUUAUGGCACUUCAGGUUAACAGUGAAUUUCAGAAGGCAUAUGAGAAUGGCAUUCCAAAAUCAAAGUACUGGGAACCAACAUAUGAGGACUCUCUCAAUCUGAUAGCUCAACUUCCAGUUGUAGCUUCAUAUAUUUAUCGAAGGGUUUACAAGGGUGAGAAAAUUAUACCCCUGGAUGAUUCUCUAGAUUAUGGUGCAAAUUUUUCUCACAUGCUUGGAUUUGAUGAUCCUAAAAUGCACGAGCUGAUGAGGCUAUAUGUCACAAUCCAUACUGAUCAUGAAGGUGGAAAUGUCAGUGCUCACACUGGUCAUCUAGUUGCUAGUGCCCUUUCCGACCCUUACCUUUCAUUUGCUGCUGCAUUAAAUGGUUUGGCUGGACCUCUUCAUGGCUUGGCUAAUCAGGAAGUCUUGCUAUGGAUCAAAUCUGUUGUAGAUGAGUGUGGAGAAAACAUAACCACAGACCAGUUAAAGGACUACGUUUGGAAAACAUUGAACAGCGGCAAGGUUGUUCCUGGGUAUGGGCAUGGAGUUUUGCGCAAAACAGAUCCAAGAUACAUGUGCCAGAGGGAGUUUGCGCUGAAGCACUUACCUGAUGAUCCAUUGUUCCAGCUGGUUUCCAAGCUUUACGAUGUUGUGCCUCCAAUACUUACUCAGCUAGGCAAGGUUAAAAAUCCCUGGCCUAAUGUUGAUGCUCAUAGUGGGGUGUUGCUGAAUUAUUUUGGCUUGACUGAAGCAAGAUAUUAUACGGUUCUGUUUGGUGUCUCAAGAAGCAUUGGAAUCUGCUCUCAGUUGAUAUGGGACCGUGCCCUUGGGUUGCCACUGGAAAGGCCGAAAAGUGUGACAAUGGAAUUGCUUGAGAACCUCUGCAAGAAAGCAGCAUGAUGCUUAAAAUUUCAGUUGAAGAUGGGUUACCUUUUUUAUUCUUCUCAAUAAUGGUUGG